Messenger RNA from Durusdinium trenchii, 1672 nucleotides. NCBI's taxonomy places the organism in Eukaryota, Dinophyceae, Suessiales, Symbiodiniaceae. The record is from the annotation of a GenBank genome assembly.
AUUGGAUGUUUCAGAGAGCCUCUCCUCACAGGUCCCGAGAUGGUUUUACCAAGGAAAACGGGCCCAGAACUGCUGAACGAUCUCAUUGAACUCUGGUUGGGUGGCUACCGCAUCGCCUGCUGUGUACAGACGAUUCUGGAGAAAAAGACCGGAGGGCUUUUUCAAGGGUGAAGAUGGAUGGAAGUCUAUCUUGCUAUAGGUCAAGGAGUUAAGGAGUGCGAAGUUGUCAGGACACUUUUUGUUGAACAAAAAACGGAGUGACGUGGGAUGACUGUCAUCCCAUGGGUAGAUCUGGCCGUGUUUGCCACGGAACCCAUGAACACCCGUGUGGUUCUGGGUGAUGGGAUUUCCAACACCACUGAUGCUCUGAUUUGGGGGAUUUGGAACCUCACACGAAUGUCUUGGAGAGAUGAACAUGAAUGUCUGGUGGUGCUUCUCCACAUUCCCCACCUUCUCCAUGAGUUGGGAUCGUUGGGCGGCUGCAUGGCCUUCAGCUCGAUUGGCCCUUUUCUGAUCCACGAGACCCUCAGUUGCAAGUAUCAAGCGAGCAAACUUCCGCUUGUCUGAAUUCCGAUUUUUCUUUGAUCAACAUGGGCUGCUGUGAGAGUUCUCGUCCUCCUUAUGCGCCCUAUGGUGGCAACGCUCACCAUCACCAGGGCCCCUACAGUCAGGGCCACGGCUAUCAGAAUCAAUCCAAUGGCUAUGUUCCUGGAGGAGUGGUGCAAGGAAAGCCAGUGAUGGGGGGCUCUCCCGGCUACGCGGCGUAUCCGUACAGCACGCCGUCGCCCUGUGAUGGCUACCAAGCAGGACACCACCACUACGCCCAGCCCUAUGGGCAACCUGCCUAUGGACAAGCAGCUUAUGGGCAGCCGGCCUAUGGGCAGCCAGCCUAUGGACAACCAGCCUAUGGGCAGCCUGCGUAUGGACAAGGAGGCGGCGGCGGCAAUGGCAUGGCCAUGGCUGGCGCUGGUUUAGCCGGACUCGCGGGCGGGUUUUUGGCGGCGGAGCUCAUUGACGACAUCUUCUGAGCUCGUUUGGCGCGGGGGUCGGGGUCGGGUGUUGCUGUUUUUGGAGACCUGAAAGCGUGUAGUUGCAAGAUCCUGCAUCGAACCGACGUGGAGAACACUGAGAAUGAGAGACAGAAGGUCAUACCUAGGUCUGCCGUUUGAAAUGAAAGGAAGGAGAAACGGCCAGCGUUUUCGCCGAACGGUGCUGAUGGAUUUUGCAAGAUCUCAGAACUUCUCCUGUGGAAGGGCGGUUACCCAGUCUGACAUUUUUGUAUACACUACGAGGCCAUCUUCCGGAGAGUUCUUCCAUCAACAGCUUGCUGCAGUUUGCUCCCAUGUACAGAUGAGGGAGAUGCCACUGUGAUGUACAGCUUGGUUGCAUCCUGUGAUGCAGUUCCAUGUGCGUGACCUGUAGGUCCUGCAAAAAAACAUCGAAAACUAGACGACGAGUGGCCCGAAAGCAUUUUUCAUCACGUAGGAAAUCAGAGUGCGAGUUAUCCGGUAAGUGUGUAGUGAGAAGUGUUAAGUCGAGUGAGUUGAGGUAGUGUGUGGGUUUCUGUGCGUGUGUCCAUGUCCGUGUGGAAAGGAGUCUGCGUAUGUGUGCGUUCGUGGAAGUUGAGGGAGUGUGUGGGUGUUUGUGUGCGAUGCGGCCUCCCAAACCCCCC